Molecule: messenger RNA, 2868 nt
Organism: Pestalotiopsis fici W106-1
Lineage: Eukaryota; Fungi; Ascomycota; Sordariomycetes; Amphisphaeriales; Sporocadaceae
Exons: 1
Coding region: 1-2868 (955 amino acids)
Biological process (GO): microtubule nucleation; meiotic cell cycle; mitotic cell cycle
Cellular component (GO): gamma-tubulin complex; spindle pole; centrosome
Molecular function (GO): microtubule minus-end binding; gamma-tubulin binding
Source: RefSeq, a predicted model, not a curated record
AUGGUGCGUCCAGAGGCUCCUGACGUCUUUGCCAUUCCAGAUUUCUGGAGAAACACCAGGUUACUCCAUGGUAUCUUGCAACCGGGCCAGAGCGAGUUCUUUGGUCUAGAUAUCAAGUCGGAAGACCGGACUUCGUUUCUUGAAACGGAAAAGAAGGUUGCCAGUGUCAACUCCGAUGAGUUCUUCAAGAUACCACCAGCUCUUCAGCUCCCAAGUCUUGGCACACAAGACCAGGAGCAUCAUGAUACACAGCCUUCAGAUCCGCCGCGGAUAGUCAAGCGCCAGGAAGAGAAUCUGUUUGAUGAUGACUUUAUUCAAAACGCACAGGCUCCAAGGUCUACUGCAGAGUACAAGACCUGGGAUGGCUUUGUCAUGCCAGAGGUGCCGUUAUUAGAACCCAUCUUCAUCACAGAGGCGGGUGCUGCUACCUACGAUGCUGCAUUGGACACGCCGAGUGACCCCUUGGCCCUCCAAAACAGCGGCCGCAAUCUUGUCGAAACGCACCCGUACAUCUCUGCUUUGUUGGCACUUUCAAUGGGCAGAGGUUCGAUAUUCUUCACCUGGAACGAGAAGCUUGGAUCAUUCGUACAGGACUUGGACCAAUUGAGGAUCUCUGGUUUCUCGGAAACUGUCCUAGAAGGGCUUUUGACCAGGUGCCUCCAGUGCGGAAACAUAUCUCGGCUCCUUCAUGUGUUUGUGCAAAUCACGUACAAGACGCACCCUUCUGCAGGGAGAGUGGCACUGGCAAAAGCGGUCGACACUCUGCUUGUGGUUGUCCAGAGCAAGCUGGGCGGCCGGGCCAAGAAAGUGGCUUCACUCUUACAACUUCAAUCUCUAGUCUCGCCGGUUUACGCCAUUUUGGCAUAUUUCAAUACCCUGGUUAAUAGGCUUAACAAGGCAAGAAGCGAUGAGCAAAUGCUCUCUAUCCUUUUCGCAGAAACACAAGCUCUUGAGCACGGCGACGAGUUGCUAGGGGACAUAAUGCGAGAAGUCCUAGCGCGAGUUUCUGAGCCUUGGCUGGACUUUGCGCAGAUGUGGAUGGGAGUGAAGGCAGAACAUGGCAAUCCAAUCAGCAAGGAAGGGCCCGGGAAAAGCUUUGUCAGAGUUGAGGAUGUGGCCUAUGUGGAUGACUUUGGCGUCGAAAAUGAAGAGUUGGACUAUGUCCUGGACGAACGCCAUGUACCAGCCUUUAUUCCCGACGACAUUUCAAGGACAAUGUUUGAAACUGGCAAAAGUUUGCGGCUCCUCCGCACCCAUCAUGCCGAGCAUCCCCUUUGUCGGUUGGGAAUUUUUGAAUCGACCAAACCGCCUACUUUGGAUUGGCAUUACAGCUGGAACGACAUUGAGGACCUCCAGCGACGAGUAAACGAGUACGAAAACUCCGUACUAGAAGCCAUACGUCACCACAGAUCUGGCAGACAACCUGAAAUGCGAGCGGAACCAAACACACACACGGGCUACAGUCUGCAACUCUUUGGCAAGGAGGGAGAUCAAUUGGCACAGCAGCUAAUUGCGUCAAUCACAAAACUGAACCAGCCUCUUCCUUCUGUAAGCGCUACGGAUAAGCUGUCUCAGCUCUUGCACGACCGUCUUUUUGUGGAUGGGAACAGUAAUGAAACAUCGGGACUGGAUCUUGUGCCACACUGGUCUCUACUGCCCCUGCUGUCCUUUGCUCCGCUGGUCGAGGCUCAAGCUAGACUGGUCAAUCGAGAGUACAUGAGGCUCAUCUUCUCAUCACACAAGAUACGAGAUCAUCUGACCCUGCAGAGGAAGUUUCAGUUACUCGGAGAUGGACUCUUUUGUACUCGCCUAUCCCACGCACUUUUCGACUCGGACUUGGAGUCUGCGGAGAGACAGACCAGCGUAGCCAGAGGCGGUGGAGUGAUGGGCCUGCGGCUUGGCAGUCGUGAUACGUGGCCUCCUGCCAGCUCUGAGCUCCGUUUGGCCUUGAUGGGCAUUCUCACGGAAUGCUAUUUCCCUGCAGCAAAGCAGGUUUCAUGGGGACAGAAUCAACCCGAGUUACCAGGCGACAUGAGCUUUGGCGUCAGAGACCUCACGGACGAGGAGAUUGAGAAGUGUUUGAAUCCGGGAUCACUUGAAGCCCUGGAUUUUCUGCGCUUGUCAUACAAGCCUCCACCGCUGUUGGCACUCAUCAUCACUCCAGUCAUCUUGAUGAAGUAUGACAAGAUCUUCAAGCUCCUGCUUCGCAUACUUAGAAUGUUAUACGUUGCGAGUGAGCUUUGUCGAGAUAUUCAUGGAAGAGAAACCAAAUGGCACGACGUCAGCAAUACUGCGUUGCGUUUUCGCGCCGAGGCACAACAUUUUGUUACUGGUAUCACGUCGUAUUUUUUCGACGAUGGUAUUGGGCCAUCGUGGAACCACUUUGAAAACUGGCUUGAUACGACACAAUCGGACCUGGAAAACGACAGUCUUGCUGACGAUAAAGCACCGGUCAUUAGCCCAGACAAUGUUCGCGAGCGCCAUGAGCAAGUGCUGGAUUCGAUCAUGCAUACACUAUUCCUGAGAAAACGACAGCAGCCGGUCCUGAAGGUUCUGGAUGAUAUCUUCACCACAAUAUUAGUUUUCUCGAGGCUUUCCAGGCUCGAGGCUUUGGGACAGUCUCGCGCCGGUUACAACGGCCCAUCGAUAUCAGAACUUUACAAGACAUUCAAGAACAAAGUAGAGGUAUUCAUGACUGUCUGUCGGGGUCUAAGCGAGAGAAAAGGACAUAAUGCCAAAGCCGCGAAGGGUGAUGUCACCAAGGAAGAUGCAAGACCAGCCGCGCACGAGGAAAACACCAUUGACAGGCUAUUAUUGCGCCUGGAAAUGUCAGGCUACUAUGGCAGACCAAGUUAUGAACAUAUGUAA